Molecule: messenger RNA, 3198 nt
Organism: Chilo suppressalis (striped riceborer)
Lineage: Eukaryota; Metazoa; Arthropoda; Insecta; Lepidoptera; Crambidae
Source: the annotation of a GenBank genome assembly
GGCUGACUUUUACCGGUCGGUUGGACUGAUUUGUUGUAAAAUUGAAAUAUAAAAGUCAUUGUUACUUAAAUUGACUGAUCUUUUAUGUAGACGGUUUUCUGUGUUUAUCCUAUUAUAUAAUAAUUAUGGAAGCACUUAUUCCAGUUAUCAAUAAGUUGCAAGAUGUAUUUAACACAGUAGGAGCGGAUGCCAUUCAAUUACCACAAAUCAUAGUUUUAGGAACCCAGAGUUCUGGUAAGAGUUCUGUGAUUGAGAGCCUUGUGGGGAGGUCUUUUCUUCCUAGAGGUCCAGGUAUAGUUACUAGAAGACCUCUAAUCCUACAACUGGUGUAUAGCCCAAAAGACAGUAAGGAACAUCGCUCGGCAGAAGAAGGUACUAUCAAUUUAGAAGAAUGGGGCAAAUUCCUUCACACAAAAGACAAAAUCUACUCCGAUUUCGAUCAAAUAAGACAAGAAAUUGAAAGGGAAACAGAUCGCAUGGCUGGAAGCAACAAGGGCAUUUGUCCAGAGCCAAUAAACUUAAAAAUAUACUCUACCAGAGUAGUUAACCUUACACUUGUAGACCUUCCUGGUGUCACUAAGAUCCCCAUAGGUGAUCAACCAGAAGAUAUUGAAACCCAAAUAAGAAACCUCAUAAUCAAGUACAUUGCUAAUCCAAAUUCAAUCAUUCUUGCUGUGACGGCUGCUAAUACUGACAUGGCGACAAGCGAAGCCAUCAAAAUGGCUAAAGAAGUAGAUCCUGAUGGUAGAAGAACAUUAGCUGUUGUUACAAAACUUGAUCUCAUGGAUGCCGGCACUGACGCUAUCGACAUAUUAUGUGGAAGAGUGAUCCCUGUAAAACUGGGCAUUAUCGGCGUUGUAAAUAGAUCUCAGCAGGACAUAAUCGAUAAAAAAUCGAUUACGGACACAUUGAAAGAUGAAGCAACAUACCUCCAAAGAAAGUACCCCACUAUAGCAACAAGAAAUGGCACUCCUUAUUUAGCCAAAACACUAAAUAGGCUUUUGAUGCAUCAUAUUCGGGAUUGCUUGCCCGAACUGAAGGUUCGCGUCAACGUUAUGAUAUCACAGUUCCAAUCUCUACUGAAUUCUUACGGGGAAGAUGUGUCGGACAAAUCCCAAACACUCCUACAAAUAAUUACUAAGUUUGCGAGUGCUUACUGCUCCACAAUAGAAGGAACUGCGAGAAACAUAGAGACCACAGAACUGUGUGGUGGUGCUAGAAUUUGCUACAUAUUUCACGAAACGUUUGGGAGAACACUUGACUCUAUUCAUCCUUUAGUAGGUUUAACUCGAAUGGACAUUCUGACGGCUAUACGAAACGCCACUGGUCCUCGACCCGCGCUGUUCGUGCCCGAGGUCUCGUUCGAACUUCUAGUCAAAAGGCAAAUAAGAAGACUUGAAGACCCGUCGUUGCGAUGCGUCGAAUUGGUGCACGAGGAGAUGCAGCGCAUAGUGCAACACUGCGGCACCGAAGUGCAGCAGGAAAUGCUGCGUUUCCCGCGCUUACACCAACGCAUUGUUGACGUGGUGACACAGUUACUGCGCACGCGUCUGCCCGCCACCAAUUCCAUGGUGGAAAAUCUAGUCGCGAUCGAGCUCGCAUACAUUAACACCAAACACCCCGACUUCCACCGAGAGGCGGCGCUAGUGUCCGGCUUACUGAAAAGCACCGACGGCCUCGAAGAAAACAGCCCCAUCUACCGGCAGAAGACGCCUAGAGCGACUCCCUCGCCGGUAUCCACAAUGUUCAAACAUGUAGCGGCGAUCACCGAUGGUUCCGAGAAUAAAUCACCAACUCAAAACGCCAUUGCAGAGUCUCCAGCUACCCCACAGGUGAAUGGUACACCCGACAAUAAAGUGCUCACACCGCAGAAGCCAGUCAAUCUGCUGCCGGAGGUGCCCAGCCAGACGUCGCGCAAGCUGUCUGAUCGGGAGCAGCACGAUUGUGACGUCAUCGGUGGACGGAGCGACCAACCGACGUAUUGUAACGUUAACGGAAAGACCGUUGAAAGCAUCUCGAUGAUGCGCUUGAACGGAAUGGGUGACCUAGUCGAACGGCUGAUCAAAUCUUACUUCUACAUCGUACGCAAAUCCAUACAAGACUCAGUACCCAAAGCCGUGAUGCACUUCCUAGUGAACUACGUGCAGGACAACUUGCAGUCGGAGCUGGUUACGCAUCUCUAUAAAUCGGACCAGGCUGAGAGUCUGCUCAACGAGUCUGAGCACAUCGCUCAAAGGCGGAAGGAGGCUGCUGAUAUGCUCAAGGCUCUGCAACGCGCGGGACAAAUAAUAAGCGAAAUUCGGGAGACGCAUAUGUGGUGAUGGAAUCCCAAGUGUGAGACUCUAGUCUGUGAAUUAGUGAAUUCGAGCCACCGGCUCUGUACAUACUCUCCUUAACAUAGGCAAAUUAUGUGCAUUAUGCUUAUAUACUUACGAGACUUUACACAGUUAUACCUACAUUUGCUUCUAGCAUAUUUUCUGAAGCUCUCUUAUAAGUAUUAAGCAAUCGGACAUUAUCUGAUUAGGUCAGAUCCCUGAAUUAAGUAAGUGAAUAUCGGAUCAGAUCAGAAAAUGUGGAAGAUAGCAAAUGCUUGUCACUUUUAUUUAUCCAUAGUUUUCAAAUAAUGCACUGCAUGUUUAAAUCGGAAGAUUUUAAAAAGGAGUUCCAUUUUAGUAGAAAUGUAAUUCAGUAGGCAUUUUAAUAGUGUACUUAUAUAGCAAAGUAUCUUUAUGGAUUUUAAAAUAUUGUGCCAGCUUUUGAAUUAGUCAUUGAAUGGGUUAUUGCACAAAUCCGACACCGUCGUCACUUUGUUACCAUGUUCACAGAUUUACAAUAGUAAGGUAGGCUAACGAAGUGUACUCCAUUUUACUAGUAGUUUUAUCCAGUGAUAUUAAUUGUAACCUCACUGUAUCGAUAUUAGUGUUGACCGUGUGUCGCGUAAUGUAUUGUGAACCUAUUUCUCGUUAGCUAUUUUGAUUGCAAGCUUUUUUGCAAACAGGGUUGGAUAUUUAGUUAGUGUUUGUCCAAUGUUUGUGUCUCUAGACUCUAGACGAACAAUUACUCACGGCAAAUUUGACCAUGCAUAGUAUUUUUUAAUUAAAUUAAGUUCCUUCAAAUGAAUUAGUUACGGAUUCCAAAUGCUGUGUUAUUUUAAAUUUGUUUACGGUUUUUUCGAGUCAAUUUGUGUCAUUAUCAGCG